Messenger RNA from Seminavis robusta, 1089 nucleotides. Lineage: Eukaryota; Bacillariophyta; Bacillariophyceae; Naviculales; Naviculaceae. The record is from the annotation of a GenBank genome assembly.
AUGUCGGGCGUAAUGUGUGACUGCACCAGGGUGGACGUUGAUCUGCUCACCCAGGAUGGUUGUUUCCGAUGCAGCGAAAGGGUACAUCACACCAGGGACUACCACCAAUUCGGCCAAACGUUUUUUGAACAUGGGCAUGGUUCAGCACCGCCCCCAAGUUUUACGGAACAGAACACAGUCCUGAACGACCGUACGAACAUCACUCCCACCAAGACAACUGGCAAUGGCCGACAGCAAACAUUUGCAGUGCCAUUCAAGCUGUCUACGAAUUUUGACUCCCUGUUCUCACCAUUCCCACCGAAACCACCGGCCACGACGGGGAAGAGAGGACCGACAUCUUUCUUUCCAAUGCUUGGAAGAGGACGAAUCCAGCAGCCACCGAAGAAAAGAGCCGACACCAUUCCAUCUCCAGUGAAGAGACUGAACCGCGACCUGGCAAAGAAAGAAAAGAUCUAUCAAGUCUGGCAGUAUGCAAAGGAAGGAGAUUCAUUGUUCGAUACAGGAGAAGCACUCAUGUACCUCACCUCCAACCUUCAUCUCAACAAGUCCAAGUCUCAUCAGGAUGGAUGCUGGUACGAAGAGUUGCCAUCAUAUAGGAUCAAACUAGAACAGAGGCAGAAGAAGGCGGCAGCAACCAAAACAGCUUCACUACCCAAAUCGGCUGCACUACCCAAAUCGGCUGCAGCCUCCCUACUAGAUCUCGCCGACCAACAAGAAGAAGAAGACUUAGCUGCCAAGAAGGGCUCCAUGAAAAACUGGCUUCGAGAGCAUUCCAAGAAGAUAUCGUUUAAGGUGAAGCCGACCCCCCCCGAGAAGAAAGAACCAGUGCCAGAGAAGCCACUACCAAGGGGGACGAAAGGGCGAUUGGACAACACCUGGAAAAGCCUUAGACCACUCCUCAACUCCCACUACCGUGAGAAUCCCAAGCUUCUAAAUGUCCCAGUUGAACAGCUUGUGGAGCGUCUCAAUCAGUGCUUUAUCACCAUGUCCGAAGAAUCCAAGCAAGUCCCCAAAACGUUUAAGCCCAAAGCCACCAAACGAAAGGGCAGUAGGAAAAGUGAAACAGGUGGUGCCACCGGAGAAGAGUAA